This is a messenger RNA of Vigna unguiculata (cowpea), 3120 nucleotides long. It is a transcript of the gene EMB175, whose product is annotated as Pentatricopeptide repeat (PPR) superfamily protein. Gene Ontology annotation, molecular function: RNA binding; protein binding; zinc ion binding. The record is from RefSeq and is a predicted model, not a curated record. NCBI's taxonomy places the organism in Eukaryota, Viridiplantae, Streptophyta, Magnoliopsida, Fabales, Fabaceae. Gene Ontology annotation, biological process: RNA modification.
AAAUAAAACUACGUGAUAAAUGAGAAAGUUGGUCCUGGAGAAGUGAUGGGGUUUGCUCGUGAGAGAAAUUGUGAAUAUAUGACCGGGUGUGUGUUUACGCGCCCAGGAUGGAGAGUGGAAAUUGCAGUUGCAACAUAGGAUAUGGUAUUGCUACCGGUGUGGAUAGAUGGCACCCAAGCCUCCAUUGCAAAUCCUUCAACUCUUCCCUUUUCCUCAAACCACCGUCCUCCAAACCUCUUUCCCUCUCUCUCCGCCGCAACCUCCGUCAUGCCACACACUACCUCUCCCCGGACUCCCACUCCCUCAUCCACGCACUCCACGUCUCCUCCCGCGCCGCCGACACCCAACUCGUCAAGACCGUCCACGCCACGCUCCUUAAACUCCACGAACACGACACACACCUUUUCAACGCCCUCAUCUCCGCUUACCUCAAACUCCGCCUCUUCCCCCACGCCCUCCGCCUCUUCCUCUCUCUGCCUUCACCCAACGCCGUCUCAUACACAGCCCUCAUCUCCGCCCUAUCGAAGUGGCCCAACCGCGAGCACCACGCACUCAAGCUCUUCCUCCGCAUGACGCACUCCCACCUCAUCCCCAACGCGUACACAUACGUCGCCGUUUUAACUGCCUGCACAAGAAUUCUCCAUUUCCAGUUGGGCCUCCAGGUUCACGCUGCCGCUCUCAAAACGGCCCAUUUCGAUUCCACCUUCGUGGCAAACGCCCUCGUUUCUCUUUACGCCAAUCAUGCCCCUUUCCACGAUGCGCUUAAACUCUUUAACCAAACACGGCACAGGGACAUUGCGUCGUGGAACACUAUUAUCUCUGCUGCAGUGCAGGAAUCCAUGUACGACACUGCGUCGGUAUUCCGUGACAUGCAGACGACGGAUGCGUUUCGAAUCGAUGAUUUCACCUUGUCGAUACUUUUGUCUGCGUGUGAGUCGUUGGUGGAAGGUCAGCAAGUUCACGCACACGCUGUUAAAUUAGGGUUGGAAAGUAGUUUGAACGUUGGAAAUGGACUCACUGGGUUUUACACUAAGUUUGGAACCCUUGAGGAUGUGGAGUGGUUGUUUGAGGAGAUGAAAGUGAGGGAUGUUAUAACUUGGACUCAGAUGGUGACCGUGUAUAUGGAGUUUGGGUUGGUGGAUUUGGCUCUGAAGGUGUUUGAUGAAAUGCCCGAGAAGAAUUCUGUGUCUUAUAACGCUGUUUUGUCUGGGUUUUGUCAAAACGAGGAAGGCUUAGAGGCGAUGAAGUUGUUUGUCAAAAUGGUGGAGGAGGGUUUGGAGUUGACCGAUUUUAGUUUGACUAGCGGAGUACAUGCUUGUGGAUUGAUCGGUGAUCCCAAGUUCAGCAAGCAGGUUCAUGGGUUUGCGGUGAAGUUUGGGUUUGGAUCAAAUGCUUGUAUUGAAGCGGCAUUGCUUGACAUGUACACGAGGUGUGGUAGGAUGGUGGAUGCGGAGAAGAUGUUUCUGAGAUGGGAGGUGGAGCAGUUUAGCUCUGUGUCUUGGACAGCCAUGAUAUGUGGCUAUGCUCGAAACGGGCGGCCAGAGGAGGCCAUUUCUCUUUUCCACGUUGGUCGAUCCAAUGAAAAGGUGAUUAUGGAUGAAGUUGUGGUGACUUCGAUGCUUGGUCUUUGUGGAACUGUUGGCCAUCAUGAUAUGGGUAAGCAAAUUCAUGGUCAUGUUGUUAAAUGUGGUUUGGGAUCUAACUUGGAAGUUGGAAAUGCACUUCUUAGCAUGUAUUUUAAGUGUGGGAACGUGGACGAUGCAAUGAAGGUGUUUCAUGAUAUGGCUUAUACAGAUAUAGUUACGUGGAAUACUUUGAUCUCAGGAAAUCUUAUACACAGACAAGGAAACAGAGCAUUGGAAGUAUGGGUGGAAAUGCAGGAGAAGAACGUAAAGCCUGACCAAGUUACAUUUGUAUUGAUAAUUUCAGCUUACAGGCAAACCAACUCAAAUUUGGUCGAUGAUUGUCGUAGUUUGUUUAACUCAAUGAAAAAUGUUUAUCAAAUUGAGCCCACAUCCAUGCAUUAUGCUUCCUUCAUCAGUGUUUUGGGUCACUGGGGUUUUCUGCAAGAAGCACUAGAAACUAUCAAUAAAAUGCCUUUCCAGCCUUCAGCUCUUGUUUGGCGCGUAUUGCUUGAUGCUUCCAAACAGCAUCAGAAUAAAAUGAUUGGAAAAUGGGCUGCUCAGAAUAUUCUUUCCUUCGAACCUAAAGAUCCUUCAACGUUUAUACUUGUUUCAAAUCUGUAUUCUGCAUCUGGGAGAUGGGACCGCUCUGACAUGAUCAGGGACGAGAUGAGGCAAAAAGGGAUUCGCAAACACCCAGCUCAAAGUUGGAUCAUUUCUGAGAAGAAAAUACAUACAUUUUAUCCGAGAGAUAGAUCACAUCUUCAGGAGAAAGACAUAUACAGUGGCUUGGAAAUUCUGAUCUUGGAGUGCCUAAAAGUUGGAUAUGAACCUGACACGAGCUUUGUUCUCCAUGAAGUAGAGGAGCAUCACAAAGAAAUUUUUCUAUUCCAUCACAGUGCUAAACUGGCAGCAACUUAUGGGAUACUGAUGAGCAAGCCUGGAAAGCCCGUUCGGAUUGUAAAGAACAUCCUUCUUUGUGGGGACUGCCAUACAUUCUUAAAAUAUGCAUCAAUUAUCACGAAAAGAGAUAUAUUUCUGAGAGAUUCUUCUGGAUUUCAUUGUUUCUCCGGUGGCCAGUGCUCGUGUAAAGACUGCUGGUGAAACGCUGGCUCUUGUAGCCGGUCAUCAUGAUUUAUAUCAGUUGUCUUUGCUGAAUAAUUUUGUUAGUUAUAGGAUAGCAAUGUUAGAUAAGAGUUGUAUGAGAUUUUUCUAUAGAUGUUACAACCAAUCAUCUAAGGAGAAAAUGAGUAAAACAGCAAGAGGAAGUGGAAGAAAGGUUCUCCUUUACAAAUGUUUCUGUAAAAAAUUUAGGGGUUAGAGCUGCACAUUCUCAUCUUAACAAAGAUGUAUUUUGUCAGUUUAUUGAUAAUCUUUGUAUGUCUGAAAUCUAACACGGUUGGUAUUUACCAACUCAGCUUCGUAUUUUUUCAUUGUUUGGAGUAUUGAAAUAUUUACUCCAACUACAUUAAUUUUAAAUGUUCGAUUGACUUUUUUA